Sycon ciliatum is the source of this 2982-nucleotide messenger RNA. Its product is annotated as WD repeat-containing protein 37-like. The transcript has 14 exons. NCBI's taxonomy places the organism in Eukaryota, Metazoa, Porifera, Calcarea, Leucosolenida, Sycettidae. Gene Ontology annotation, molecular function: protein binding. The record is from RefSeq and is a predicted model, not a curated record. The coding region runs from base 429 to 2270 and encodes 613 amino acids.
UUUACUACUGACCUGGUUACAACAGCUCCAGAGCCAAAUGUCAAUGAAAGUAACUUCCCCUGUACUGUCCAACGAGAAGGACGGUCGUGUGAGUGAAGUCCAGGGGUCACCUUGUUUACGUAGCUUGUAAACAUCCGCUGACAGCUUGAUGCCUUGGUUUUGAGUCAAGUGAGGAUUUCCUAUAUUUUAGUACUACCUUUACGUAGAUUUGGUUAUUGGAAUUUCUCAUGCAAUUGAACAUACAUGCAGUUUUCUUGGCCUGGAGCGGCUGCACAUGGUUUAUGAUUGCGGACAAGAUCCAGCACUGAACAACAGCUGGUGAACACUAGUUGUUUCUGAGACAGCAACGAUGCCCCUAUCUUAGCCUGCUGGAAAGUGCAGGGUAGACGCCGACUGCCAGUUGCUUUCAUGCUGAGUAAGAGGUCAUCAUGGCUGAACAAUUUGGCCCCAGUCGUGGUCCGAAAAAGAAGAAGCCCAAAUUCUCCGCCAAUGUCGUUGGCACACGGUCGACCUCUGUCGGUACAUCCCAAGACCCUGACAAUGUGCCACGAAGCAGGCGAGAACUUGUGGUAUCUGAUUUCAGGAGUAAACUAUGUGAUGUGAUGUCUACAUUAGAAAGGGAGUACGAGGCUCUGUAUCUGGAGAAUGAAGCCCUUCGCAAGCGAGUCGAUGAACUGUCUGACCUGCUGGAGAGUAACGGCAUCCGAGCAGACGGUAAUCCCAGUUCCCUGCCCACCACAUUGGAGGAUGGCGCUGAAACACACACACCACCGCCACCGUCAUCUUUGCCAUCCACUGUCAUGGCUGCAUCCUCCACGGCCACUGCCACUGCCACUACUCCGGUUGGUAACAAGUUGCCACUUGGUGCUUCACCGCCGCGACGGCCUACAACGUCUGCCCCUGUGCCAAUAGCACACGCACCUAACCUAGCCACCACCAAUGCCGUAACCAAGUUCAAUGCCACCUCACCGAAACUUGUCAAGAAGCUCUCGUCAUCCAGCCGAGUAACUCGCUUCAAGACGACCUAUCGAGCAGGAGCUAACAAGAUUCGGCGUGCGGCAACGUUUGCAACUGUCGAAGUCCGCCGCAGCUUGCAAGGCCACACGGACGGCGUAUGGGACGUUGCCCAUUCACCCGUCACCAACGUGAUUGGCACAGCGUCCGCUGACCGCUCGGCUCGUAUUUGGUGCACGGAAAGCACUACAUGUCUCAUGAAGUACCAGGGUCACUCUGGAUCGGUGAACUCCGUCCGUUUCCAUCCCAACAGCACGAUGGCCUGCUCAGCAUCGGGUGAUGGCCAGAUUCAUCUCUGGCGAACGCCAUCAGCAGGCCCAUCUUUUGCAAACAAUCACAUAGCGAAAUCGGUCAGCCAGGGCAACGUUCCACCACCAUCGUCCAUACCCCUUUCUCCAUCGGCUGACACCAUAAUCGGAUCUUCGUCGGGAGCUGCGAGUGGUGGCUUUUACACGGACAUGAGCAACAUUGCCAACUGGGCGCAGAGCCAGGACUCGCAUGCGCCGGCGGCGCCGGCGGAUGACGACGAAGUCACGACGUGCGGCGAGCGUCUGAACGAGGAGCAGGCGGAGAACCUGGAGAAGUGCCACGUCACUCGCACCCCGGUCACCCACCUCUCCGGUCAUGUGGGUGUUGUCACAGCAGCACAUUGGCUAGCUGAUGGCGAUCACAUCGCGUCUGCGUCCUGGGACAGGACACUCAAGCUCUGGAAUGCGGAGACGUCACAAUGCGUAUCGACGUUGACAGGUCAUGACCAGGAACUGACAAAUGUUACCUGUCACUCCAGUGAGAAGCUAGUGCUGACCUCGGCUCGCGACAUGACAUUUCGAAUGUGGGACCUGAGCUCAUUCGACUGCCAUCCCGUGCAUGUGCUGCAGGCACAUUCAGGCACUGUGACCAGCGCGAUCUUCUCAUCUAAAGGACACGUGAUCAGUGCCAGUGACGAUAGAACAGUCAAGGUGUGGGAUAUGCGGCAGAUGCGAUCUCCCACAGUAACGAUCCGAGCAAGCACUCCAGUGAACAGAAUUGCUGUGUCAUUAGAUGCUCAGCUUGUGGCCCUACCACAGGAUAAUAGGCAUAUUCGCGUAUUUGACAUCAACGGUGUGCGUCUCGACAAGAGUAGCCAAAAGCGGGGACAUUGCCGGAUGGUCACAGCGGCAGUAUUCAUUCCCGGUGACGAUUCUCCCGAAAACUUCUACUCCGUGGGCUUUGAUAACCGCUUGAUUGGCUGGAGUGUCUCCUUACCUGGUAACUAGGUGAAGCUGGCCGUAGUCGCACACUUUCUUACCCAGUAGCUGAGCAUGGCUGGCCCUAACCGCACACAACUCCUUACCCGCUAACUGGGCAGGCUGGCAAUCAUCCACCCCUGGCCGCCGCCCCUCCGUUGUACUCGUACAUACUUGACUUCCCUGCUCUCGCUGCAUUCCCGCUGCUCUGCGGAUUGCAGUAGCCCGUUGUAACUUGUCGUCCUCACCUGUUUGCCGACAGUAGGCACGGUGUACUGGUAUCUUCGUUUUAAAUGUUUUCCCGCUUGACAAUUGUACAUAGACUGGCUCUAUUUAAUAUCUCUGUAGCACGCUUGUAGCCGUUUGCUCUGUUUUGUUUUGGUAUGAAAUUACAGUCUUAAUUUUCCCUGCACAUACGACGAAAACGCCUGAGUUCAUUUCAGCCAUCGCAACUCCCUGUUGUUGAUUUUUUUUAAAUCUCUAGCAUGUAGCCACAUGAUCACGAUAUUCACGGAGGGAAAUCUCUUUCCUGCAAUCCAUGCUCAUUACUUUAGGGUGACGCACCCAAACCCUGGUUGGAUACGACUCCUCGACAUUAUCUCACGAUACGCAUACUGAAAGUAUCCACAUGUGCGUGUACAUGUACAUGUACGGCUGCAGAUUGCCACAAUGUAGACCAGGGUCCAGGGAAUACUGUACAAUCAUAUAGAAAGUGGUUUUCAGUACUCCACGAUGUCCCCGA